AUGUCGGAAGAAGACGGCAUCCAUCAACUCAAUCGCACCUACAGCCCAGCUCUCAACCUAGUCCCUCCCAACUCCAAGUCUAAGCGAUACGACGACGCAUUGGCCUACUUUCGAACGAUUACAUGGUGCGCGGAGCUGCUAGAAGCUUCUGGCACUUAUUACUUCCUCCCUAACUGCCGAAACCCAGCUUCGGAUCACCAAGACCAAUUCUUUAGCACGACCCUAGCCACACCAACUACUCUGAAACACGUCUUGUGCUUUUUUGCGACAGAGGACCGAGAUGUGCUACAGGAUACAUCAACGCCUAUUGCCAAGGUGCAGACACUUUACGCUCCAGAGGACGGCCUCGGUGGUAUCGGAUCAAUGAUGCAUGGUGGAAUGAUUAUGGCCUUGCUUGACGAGUCCUCAAAUGUACUGCUUGAGAUCAACACUGUAAUGAACAAACAAGGUGCUAUGUUUGAAGCAGGAAGUGUCACAGGGGGAAUGGAAAUUAAAUUUAUAAGGCCUGUUAUCACCGGGCAAACAGUUUUAGCUACAGCCAGCAUCGAUGUAGUUGAUGGACGUAAGAUGAGGAUCAAGUGCGACAUACGCGACGAAGAUGGAAUAAUAUUAGCCAGGGCAUCUAGCACAUGGUUUGUCGUUAAACAUCAUCUUUAA
Messenger RNA from Trichoderma harzianum CBS 226.95, 657 nucleotides. RefSeq lists its product as hypothetical. NCBI's taxonomy places the organism in Eukaryota, Fungi, Ascomycota, Sordariomycetes, Hypocreales, Hypocreaceae. The transcript has a single exon. Bases 1 to 657 code for a protein of 218 amino acids. The record is from RefSeq and is a predicted model, not a curated record.